AUCCACACUGCAGGGAUGCAUGGGACAUGGCUGCUGAGCUCUGCCUCUCUCAACUUCCGUCUUUAGUUGAGGAUCCUAGCGCUGAAUUUCAGCCUAGUACAUUUUUCACUGAGCAGCUGACAGCAUUUGAGGUAUGGCUUGACCAUGGUUCUGAACAUAAGAAACCACCAGAGCAGUUGCCUAUAGUUCUUCAGGUUUUACUUAGUCAAUGCCAUCGGUUUCGGGCUUUAGUACUCCUUGGAAGGUUCCUUGAUAUGGGGCAAUGGGCUGUAGAUCUGGCAUUAUCUGUUGGAAUAUUUCCUUAUGUUCUAAAGCUGUUACAAACAACAACACCAGAACUACGUCAGAUCCUUGUAUUCAUAUGGACAAAGAUUCUUGCACUUGAUAAGGUACUUUUGGAGGAGGAUAAUUGUCUUUUAAGAAAAUGUUUAUUACACAAGUUUUGCUUAAAAUGUAUGUAAGUGCAUGUUUGGUUU
Messenger RNA from Cajanus cajan (pigeon pea), 476 nucleotides. The record is from RefSeq and is a predicted model, not a curated record. Lineage: Eukaryota; Viridiplantae; Streptophyta; Magnoliopsida; Fabales; Fabaceae.